AUGGACAUUCUUGUUAGCACUCUGGUGCUGGUCCUGAAAGCCUUGUCCCUGGUGUGUGAUGUCUUCACAUUUGUUCCUUAUUUCAUCAUCCAGAGACCGGACAAGGUUCGUCGGAGGUCAGCGAGGAUUAAGGCAAAGCCAGUGUCCGGAAAACCUUCAGAUCCAUGGCGGUCAGUUGAUGUCCCGCCUACUGGCCUGACCACAAGUAUCUUUUCAGAGUGCAAAACUUUGGAUGACCUCUUCGUCAGAGCUUGCCACCUGUAUAGUAGCCAGCCCUGCCUGGGGACUAGAGAUAUCAUUAGUGAGGCAGAAGAGCAUCAGUCCAAUGGAAAAGUCUUUAAGAAGCUUGUCCUGGGCCGGUAUCGGUGGGAAACCUACGAAGAAGUUUCUACAAGAAUCAACAACUUUGGCAAUGGGCUGAUUGCACUAGGUCACAAACCAAGGUCAAGGCUGGCUAUUUUUGCAGAAACCAGAGCAGAAUGGAUGAUCUCAGCUCAGGCCUGUUUCAGGAAUAACUUCCCUGUGGUCACCUUAUAUGCAACACUUGGAAUUGAUGCGAUCAUUCAUGGAAUUCGGGAAACUGAAGUCUCUGUGGUCAUCACCAGCUUUGAACUGCUGCCAAAGUUUCAGGAUGUGCUACCAAAGACACCAAAAGUCAGCCAUCUGAUUGUGAUGGGCUGUAACAGGGCAAAGCUGAUUGAAGCCCACCUGAAGAUGCCCAAUGAGAUAACAGUUCUGUCUAUGCAAGAAGUUGAAGUAAUUGGAGCCAGACCAGAGCACAAAAACCAUGUUCGGGACAAACCCAAAGUUGACGAUGUUGCUGUCAUUAUGUACACCAGCGGCUCUACGGGGUUGCCAAAAGGUGUGGUGAUAUCCCAUAGAAAUCUCAUGUGUGGAACUUCUGGACAGAUACAGCGGAUCCCUAGCCUAGGAGAAAACGAUGCUUAUGUAGGCUACCUACCACUGGCUCAUGUCUUGGAGCUAAGUGCUGAGGUGUCCUGUAUAGCCAUGGGAACUAGGAUUGGCUACUCAUCUCCGACUACUCUCACAGACAAGUCCACUAAAAUCAAGAAAGGCAGCACUGGAGAUGUGAGUGAGCUCAAACCAACACUGGUUGCUGCAGUACCAGUCAUUUUGGACAGAAUCUAUAAAAAUGUCUGGGAGAAAGUCAACUCCUCAUCUCUGGUCAAACGAACAUUGUUCAAGUUUGCCUAUGAUUACAAGUACAAACAUAUGCUUGCAGGGUUCGACACUCCUCUUUGUAACAAGAUAGUCUUCAAGAGUGUGACAGACCUGUUGGGAGGCCGAGUGCGACUGAUGCUGUCUGGUGGGGCUCCCUUAUCUGGCACAACCCAGAGGUUCAUGAACAUAUGCUUUUGUUGUCCAGUUGGUCAGGGUUAUGGCCUGACAGAAACAUGCGGUGCAGGCACUGUUGUUGAAUUCUCUGAUUUGACAACAGGACGGGUUGGGGCACCACUUAUCUGCUGUGAAAUUCGGCUUCGGGACUGGGUGGAAGGCAACUACACCACGGAAAACAAACCCUACCCUCAGGGAGAGGUUCUCAUUGGUGGAGACAACAUUGCUGUCGGCUACUACAACAGUCCGGAGAAAACUGCCGAAGAUUUUAUCACAAUUGACAGGGUGCGUUACUUCUGUACAGGAGACAUCGGCCAGUUUGAGGAGGACGGGUGUCUUCGAAUUAUCGACCGCAAGAAGGACCUGGUCAAGCUUCAGCAUGGAGAGUAUGUGUCACUGGCACAGGUGGAGACUGUCCUGAAGAUGUGCCCUCUGGUGGAACAGAUCUGUGUUGUGGCCGACAACUUGGAGUCCAACAUUGUGGCCCUAGUGGUUCCUAAUGAAGCACAGCUGCUGGCUGUGGCCAAGAAAGUUGGAGUUGACGAACAGGACUUGAGGAAGAUAUGCAAGAAUAGGUCUGUGGUGGCAAGUGUGCUCAAGGAACUCACAAACCAUGGCCUGAAAUCCAAGCUGCAGCGAAUGGAGAUCCCAGCCAGCAUCACGCUACUGUCCGAGCCCUGGAUGCCGGACAGCGGCCUGGUCACCGAUGCCUUCAAGCUGAAGCGCAAAGUCCUGGAGGAGCAUUUCAGGUCGGAGAUCACUGCCAUGUAUGGAAGUGGAGCUUAG
Candidula unifasciata is the source of this 2142-nucleotide messenger RNA. The record is from the annotation of a GenBank genome assembly. Lineage: Eukaryota; Metazoa; Mollusca; Gastropoda; Stylommatophora; Geomitridae.